AAAAAAAAAAACAUAUUUUGACCAAGUGGUUCUAUGUGUUACCGCUACUGUUCAUUAGCGCCUCCGCAAAAACCGCAACUGUAACGCUUCUUCGCCGGAAAAAGUUUACGCGACUUGUCGUCAUCACUUGGUUUACUCAGGAAGAUUACUACUUCCUUGUUUUUUAUUAUUGCUUACUUUUUUUUUUACUUCCACAUGAUCGCUUCCUUCUCCAGAUUCCAAAUCUCAAUCCCCGAUUUGAUUCCGUCUUCACCUCGAUUUCUUCGGCCUAGUCAACUCCAGUUCCGUUUCGGAUUACGCCUUAGAUUUCCCGCUCGAUCAAAGAGUCCAGAUCAAAUGGAGUGGAUGAACCGCCUUGGUAUCGGUUGUUUCGCGGCGAAUCGGAGCAAAAGAGAGCUGAAGACGGUUGACAGCGGCGGCGAGGAUUUUUUCGAUGCGGCUGCUAUGGAAUCUGCUGAGAAGCCGGAUCAUUUGGUGGUUAUGGUUAACGGAAUCGUUGGCAGUGCGGCGGAUUGGAAAUAUGCGGCGGAGCAGUUCGUGAAGAAGUUCCCGGAUAAAGUACUUGUUCACCGUAGCGAGAGUAAUAGUGCAACGUUGACAUUUGAUGGUGUUGAUAAAAUGGGUGAAAGGCUUGCUAAUGAGGUUUUGGCUGUUGUUAAGAACAGAAGUGGGCUGAAGAAGAUCUCUUUUGUGGCUCAUUCUUUAGGAGGUCUUGUUGCAAGAUAUGCCAUUGGGAAGCUGUAUGAACAGUCAGUGGAAGUCGACUCUUUGGACUCUCCUUCCAAGGACACGAGCUCGAGAGGAGGCGAAAUUGCUGGGUUAGAACCUAUGAACUUUAUAACUUUCGCAACGCCUCAUCUUGGUUCAAGAGGACAUAGACAGUUCCCGAUUCUUUGUGGCCUUCCGUUUCUUGAAAGAACAGCAUCCCAAACUGCACACUUGGCUGCCGGGAGGACUGGAAAACAUUUGUUUCUGGUGGACAACGAUGAUGGAAAUCCUCCACUUCUUAUCCGAAUGGCUACAGAUUGUGAUGACUUGAAAUUCAUAUCAGCUCUACAUGUUUUCAAGCGUCGGGUGGCAUAUGCAAACGUGAAUUUCGACUCCAUGGUUGGAUGGAGGACAUCUUCAAUUCGCCGUCCAAAUGAGCUCCCAAAGCCAAACCUCCUAGAAACUGAUCCAAACUAUCCACACAUUGUAUACGUCGAAAAUGGAAAUGUGGACAAUGGUAGUUGUCGGUCAACUUCCACAGUAGUAACAGAGCAAAACACUGAUCUCGAAGAGGAAAUGAUACAUGGACUCAGUCAGCUAUCUUGGGAAAGAAUAGAUGUCAGCUUUCACAAUAGCAAGCAACGAUACGUCGCUCAUAGUACCAUCCAGGUAAGUUUCUUAAAACUCAAAAGCAUUUCUGUUAAUGGCAUUUUACUUAAUGUUUUUUUUUUUUUUUUUUUUUUUUUAUGUGUAACUCUUGUAGAUUUGUUUUCUCCGUUUGGAGUUGUUUUGUUGACUUUUGUCGAUUAUAUGAAGUAGUA
Messenger RNA from Camelina sativa (false flax), 1529 nucleotides. The record is from RefSeq and is a predicted model, not a curated record. NCBI's taxonomy places the organism in Eukaryota, Viridiplantae, Streptophyta, Magnoliopsida, Brassicales, Brassicaceae.